AUGGAGCCAGAGCACACUCUGCCCACCUCCUCGUCUCAGGGUGCCCUUGGGAAUCCUAUGAAGGAGGAGCGUUUCAAGCAGCUGUUUGCUGCCUUUGGCACACUGACAGACUGCAGCCUGAAGUUCACCAAAGAUGGCAAGUUCCGGAAGUUUGGCUUCAUUGGCUUCAAGUCUGAGGAAGAGGCCCAGACAGCACUGAACCAUUUCAACAAGAGUUUUAUCGACACAUCCCGGAUCACGGUGGAGUUCUGCAAGUCAUUUGGGGACCCCACAAAGCCCCGAGCCUGGAGCAAACAUGCCCAGAAACCAAGCCUACCCACGCCACCUUCAAAAGACCCUGUUUCCCCACAAACAAAGCACGACAGGGAGAAGGAGAAGGCCACCAUGGAACUGGAGAAGCUGAAGGGAGACACCGAGUUCCGGGAGUUCCUGUCCGUCCACCAGAAACGGACACAGGCUGCCACGUGGGCCAACGAUGCCCUGGACACUGAGCCCACAAAAGGGAAGAGCAAGGCGGCCAGCGACUACCUGAACUUCGACUCAGACUCAGGCCAGGAGAGUGAGGAAGAGGGGGCCAGUGAAGGCCUGGCAGUGGAGGGAGCCCUCACACCAAAGGCAGCUGUGCAGAAGGAGCUGUCGGACAUGGAUUACCUGAAAUCCAAAAUGGUGAAGGCCGUGGUGUCGUCUUCCUCCUCCUCCGGGAGUGAAGAUGAAGCAGUAAACUGUGAGGGCAGCAGUGAGGAUGAGGACGAAGACUCCCCUGCCACCCCAGCUCCCUGUGAACUGGAGAGGAAGGGGACCGGCUGCGAGCAAGGGGCCCCACUUGUGAAGGAGCAACCACGGGAAGCCAGAACCGAGACAGAGAAACCAACAACCCAGAAAGAGCCCACCACCCCCUACACCGUGAAGCUGCGGGGAGCCCCAUUCAAUGUCACAGAGAAAAACGUUACGGAAUUCUUGGCACCCCUGAAACCGGUGGCCAUUCGGAUAGUGAGAAAUGCUCACGGGAACAAAACAGGGUACGUCUUUGUGGACUUUGGCAGUGAGGCGGAAGUGAAGAAGGCGCUCAAGUGCAACAGGGAAUACAUGGGUGGGCGCUACAUCGAGGUGUUCAGGGAAAAGAGUGGCCCUGUGGCCCAGCGUCCCCUGAAGAACAGCGCCAAGCCCUGGCAAGGCCGGACACUGGGGGAGGACGAGGAGGAGGAGGACCUUGCCGACUCCGGGAGGCUCUUUGUACGAAACCUGCCUUACAGCAGCACCGAGGAAGACCUGGAGGAGCUUUUCUCCAAAUAUGGCCCCCUGUCUCAGCUACAUUAUCCCAUCGAUAGCCUGACCAAGAAACCCAAGGGCUUUGCCUUUGUCACCUUCAUGUUCCCCGAGCACGCGGUGAAGGCCUACGCUGAGGUGGAUGGACAGGUGUUCCAGGGUAGGAUGCUCCACGUGUUACCGUCCACCAUCAAGAAGGAAGCCAGCGAGGAUGCCAGUACCCCUGGAUCCUCAUCCUACAAGAAGAAGAAGGAGGCCAAGGACAAAGCCAACAGCUCCAGCUCUCACAACUGGAACACGCUAUUCAUGGGCUCAAACGCUGUGGCUGACGCCAUCGCCCAGAAGUACAACGCUACCAAGAGCCAAGUAUUUGACCAUGAAACCAAGGGCAGUGUGGCUGUGCGCGUGGCCCUGGGGGAGACCCAGCUCGUCCAGGAGGUGCGACGCUUCCUCAUCGACAAUGGGGUCUGUCUGGACUCCUUCAGCCAGGCCGCAGCAGAACGAAGUAAGACCGUGAUGCUGGUGAAGAACCUCCCGGCUGGCACCCUGGCAGCUGAGCUGCAGGAAAUGUUUGGCCGUUUCGGCAGCCUAGGCCGUGUGCUGUUGCCGGAAGGUGGCGUCACGGCCAUUGUGGAGUUCUUGGAGCCCUUGGAGGCCCGCAAGGCCUUCCGACACCUGGCCUAUUCCAAGUUUCACCAUGUGCCUCUGUACCUGGAAUGGGCUCCAGUGGGUGUCUUCUCCAGCUCAGCCCCACAGAAGGAAGUACCCAGGGAUGCACCGGCAGAUGCAGACCAGGUGGAGCCAGAAACUGUACCAGACAGCAAGACUCCAGAAGCUGAAAAGCCAACGGAAGGCGGAGCAGACAACCCCACAGCAAAGAUGGAAGAAGAGGAGGAGGAGGAGGAGGAGGAGGAAGAGAGCCUUCCAGGUUGCACCCUGUUUAUUAAAAAUCUCAACUUCGACACAACAGAGGCAACACUGAAGGAAUUGGCCACCAUGGCAGCAGACCAGCCCCGGCCAGGCACAGGGCACCGUGCGCUGCUUUCCAUGGGGUUUGGAUUUGUGGAGUACAGGAAGCCGGAGCAUGCCCAGAGAGCUCUCCGGCAGGUCCAGGGUCACAGUGUGGACGGCCACAAGCUGGAAGUGCGGAUUUCAGAACGAGCCAUCAAGCCAACCAUCACAUCCACUCGGAAGAAACAAGUGGCCGGAAAGCAGACGACCUCCAAGAUCCUGGUGCGCAACAUCCCCUUCCAAGCCGACAGCCGGGAGAUCCGAGAGCUCUUCAGCACCUUUGGGGAGCUGAAGACCGUGCGCCUGCCUAAGAAGAUGACUGGAACAGGUGCGCACAGAGGGUUUGGCUUCGUCGACUUUGUCACCAAGCAGGAUGCAAAGAGAGCCUUCAACUCGUUGUGCCACAGCACCCACCUUUAUGGCCGGAGGCUGGUCUUGGAGUGGGCAGACUCCGAGGUGACCGUGCAGGCCCUGCGCAGGAAAACAGCCGAGCGCUUUCACGAGCCCCUGAAGAAAAAGCGGUCUGUGGUGUUGGAUGAGAUCCUGGAGCAGCUGGAAGACAGUGACAACAACGGCGAGUAG
Molecule: messenger RNA, 2859 nt
Organism: Orycteropus afer afer
Lineage: Eukaryota; Metazoa; Chordata; Mammalia; Tubulidentata; Orycteropodidae
Gene: RBM19
Product: RNA binding motif protein 19
Molecular function (GO): RNA binding
Source: RefSeq, a predicted model, not a curated record